Molecule: messenger RNA, 1256 nt
Organism: Phanerochaete carnosa HHB-10118-sp
Lineage: Eukaryota; Fungi; Basidiomycota; Agaricomycetes; Polyporales; Phanerochaetaceae
Exons: 3
Coding region: 27-1256 (409 amino acids)
Biological process (GO): peptidyl-lysine monomethylation
Cellular component (GO): nucleus
Molecular function (GO): protein-lysine N-methyltransferase activity
Source: RefSeq, a predicted model, not a curated record
GAGCUUUCCCUGCACCUUAGGACGAAAUGCGGCAAUAUUACACUGACACAGUCGUGCCGGUGCUGUCUAGGCCAGGCUGGACAUCAAUUUUCGCCGCCCCGCCCGCCCUGUCGUUCGCGGGCUUUCUACAUUCGUAUUCUCUUGUCUCCUCGCGGUCGUUCCUUGUGGAUGCAUACCACACACUUGCCAUGGUGCCCAUCGCCGACGCGUUCAACCAUACAGUUGAAAAUCACAUCCACCUCGAGAGCGAGUUCGACGUAUGCGUCAGCUGUGGUUCGCUCGCUCAGUGUCCUCACGAUCUGGAGGAAGACAACGAGAACGUGCCAAUAGGGAAGAAGGACCCAAGCAAUGCUCCAUCAACUCGAUAUCUUGACGCCGGGCCCAGAACACAGUGGCGGAGGACCGCACAGGCCAACGCAUGCCCCACUGCCGCAGCCGAGCCUGUUUUGAGGUUCGCACACCCGAACGACGACAUCAUUUUGCCGACACGGACGACCGAAGAAGCGGACACGUGCGACAUGGUCUCAAACCGCCUCAUCCCGGCGGGGGAAGAGGUGUUCAACACGUACGGCGAACAACUCACAAACGCGCAGCUGCUUGCACGGUACGGCUUCGCAUUGGACGGGAAUGAGAACGACAUUGUCGGCUUCGAAUGGGCGGACAUGCAAUCUGCUUUUGGGGCAGCGACUGAGCGUCUCGUCCUGGACCAGGCUACUCUGCUUCGCAACUACCAACGAGCCCUCGCGAUAUUCCCAAAACGCGAACGGUGGGGGGCUUCGAACCUCGUGUAUCAGCCUGAUAAUGGGUCAUCAGCGAUAUCAACACCCGAUCCUGUCGAUGGCGGUCUCGGACGGCACCAUGAACACGAUUGUGCCACGGUGCCCAUGGCCAUUAACAGCGACGCCAAAAUCUCGCAAGGGCUAUGGUUCUACUGCUCCAUGCUCGCCGUCGUGGACGCGCGGCGUGCGCAGGGUCAAGAAACCGACCCAUGCGAGGUGGCGGCGGUGGCUGAACGGCUCGCACGCAGCCAGCUCCUUUUCGAAGCGCGCCCGGAUAGUGCAAGCUGGGCUUCUUCCGAUGCAGAUACGUAUGACGAUGAGGAGCGUGGAGAUCCAUCGCGCUAUGAAGGCACGGAAGAGUUGGACAGGGUAUGUUUCGCUCACUGUUUGGCUGGUUUUCAUUUUCGCCUUGUGCUUCUAGCCUGUGUAUGGCGCAUGAUAUCAUGCUGCGCCUUCGCCUUCUACGUCUCAGUCUAA